Messenger RNA from Daldinia decipiens, 855 nucleotides. Its product is annotated as NAD(P)-binding protein. The coding region runs from base 1 to 855 and encodes 284 amino acids. The transcript has 3 exons. NCBI's taxonomy places the organism in Eukaryota, Fungi, Ascomycota, Sordariomycetes, Xylariales, Hypoxylaceae. Gene Ontology annotation, molecular function: oxidoreductase activity. The record is from RefSeq and is a predicted model, not a curated record.
AUGGCAUCUGAGAACAAGGGCCGUCUUGCUGGCAAGAAUGCUGUAAUCACGGGAGGUGCUGGCGGAAUUGGCCUCGAAACAUCGAUCCUCUUUGCAAAAGAAGGCGCCAAUGUUCUAAUAGUCGAUAUCUCUGGCCCGGCAUUGGAGAAAGCCAAGGCCAAAGUCUUGCAGCUGGUACCGCAAGCCGGCCGAGUGGAAACAAGAAUCUGCGACGUGUCCAAAGAAGACGAUGUAAAGGCAACGAUAGAAACCUUGGACUCGUGGGGCGGGCUCGACGUCAUCUUCAACAACGCGGGUAUCAUGCACGCGCGAGACGACGACGCGGUCGGCACGCCCGAGGAGAUAUGGGACCUUACCAUGUCGAUUAAUGUGAAGGGCGUGUGGUACGGAUGCAAGCACACGGUGCUCUCUCUGCGGCGCAACAAGAAGACGAAGGGCAGCAUCAUAAACACCGCGUCCGUCGUCGCUCUUGUCGGCUCUGCGACCCCGCAGCUGGCGUAUACUGCGUCCAAGGGAGCCGUCCUAGCCCUGACGCGCGAGCUAUCUAUCGUGCACGCUCGUGAAGGUUUCCGCUUCAACAGCUUGUGCCCGGCGCCCUUGAACACGCCGCUGCUACAAGAUUGGCUCGGAGACGAUGUGCCGAAGCGACUGCGACGAGAGAUCCAUUUCCCGACUGGAAGGUUUGGCGAGGCCAUAGAGCAGGCUCAAGCUGUGCUGUUCUUAGCCUCUGAUGAAGCUAGCUUUGUAAAUGGCCAUGAGAUGGUAGUAGACGGCGGCAUGAGCAAAGCAUAUGUCACACCAGAGGGACCACCUCUACCUGCCCCUGCGAACAAUGCUUCGAAGACUGAGCUAUAA